Molecule: messenger RNA, 953 nt
Organism: Stomoxys calcitrans (stable fly)
Lineage: Eukaryota; Metazoa; Arthropoda; Insecta; Diptera; Muscidae
Product: gamma-glutamylcyclotransferase
Exons: 4
Coding region: 211-765 (184 amino acids)
Molecular function (GO): gamma-glutamylcyclotransferase activity
Source: RefSeq, a predicted model, not a curated record
UAUAGAAGUUUAAGGUGUUCGUUUGCUGCAAGGCUGCUCAAGUACUACAAGAAAUAUUGCGUGACAUUGGCAACACUGUUUAUAAAAGAUUCGUCAUUGAUAUUAAUUGACUGUAAUUCAAAUGUAGCAGAAAGACUAAUUGGAGACCAAAAAACUAUACAAAAUCUUUAGAAUUACAAAAUUAUCAAGAGUAUAUUAGGCAUAAACCCAAUGGCUUGCAAAUUUUAUUAUUUUGGAUUCGGCAGUAACCUUUUGGCUAAACGCUUGCACAUACAAAAUCCUACUGCUGUGCGUGUAGGACCCGGCAAAUUGGAGAACUAUCGUUUGGAUUUUCAUAUUGUCACAGAACGUUGGUUUGGUGCUGGUGCAACCAUAGUACCUACCAAAGGUGAUUCUGUAUGGGGAGCCAUAUGGGAGUUGGAUGGUUGUGAUAUGAAAAAUUUGGAUAAUCAAGAGGGUGUCCAUCAAGGCAUAUACACCCCCAUUACCGUCUCCGUCUAUUGUCCUACCUUGAACACGAUCCUGGAGUGUAGGGCAUAUCAUUUAUGCAAUCAACCAGAAAGUGAUUUGAAAAAUUUACAUGCAAAUGAAGUAUCUAUUGAUCGUUUGCCAUCAUCAACAUAUCUAAAGGCUUUGAUUAAAGGAGCUCUGGAAACGGGCAUUCCUUACGGAUACAUCGAUUGGUUGAUGCAUUUACCACACAAUGCCAAUAUUGCUGAGAGAUUUGAAACAGAAUUGGAACUGGAAAAUGUACCAUUGUAUUAAAUGCUGAUGCUUAUGAAGAGUUUUGAUUUUAAAUUAGUCAAAGAGAACUUUUUUAACCAAAUUACGCAACAAUAUCAGUAUUAUGUAUAGAAUUCCUAUAAUUGUUCUUACCCAAAGAAUAUAAAAGUAUUAUAAAGAAAAGUUGAAAAUAUAUAUUUACAUAAAGUAUUAUAAAAAAGUUGAAUAAA